ACACAAACCCUAAUCUCUCUCUCUCUCUCUCUCUCUCUCUCUCUCUCUCUCUCUCUCUCUCACCAAUCUUAAAGCAAUUCUCUCAACAAAAGUUCAAGCAAACUCAAAAAACUAAGAUUAAAAAGAACAAGGAUCAUGGCUGGAAAUGAGUGGAUCAACGGCUACUUGGAGGCCAUCUUAGAUGCCGGGGCGAAGCUCCGCGAGCAAACCCUAAACCCUCCGCUAUCCGCUGCGAGACCCCUGCGACGUCGCACCGAGUACGGUAGCGAAGGAAAAGAGAAGGCGGCGGCGUAUAGCCCUACCAAGUACUUCGUCGAGGAGGUCGUUAGCCGCUUCGACGAUGCCGACCUCCACAAGACAUGGGUCAAGGCGGUUGCAAAAAGGAAUAGCCAAGAGCGUAACAAUCGACUGGAGAAUCUUUGUUGGAGAAUUUGGCACCUCGCUCGCAAGAAAAAACAGAUUGAGUUGGAGGACGCACGACAGUUAGUAAAAAGGCGAUUGGAGCAGGAGCAGGGGAGGAAGGAGGCGGCGGAGGACAUAUCUGAGCUGUCGGAGGGCGAGAAGGAGAAAGGGGAAGGAAAUGCCAAUAAGGACCGGAGUGAAAACUUCGCGAGGAUCAAUUCCGAUGUGAGGAUGUUGUCCGAGGAGGAGGACGACGGCGAGGACGAAACGAAAAAUAGGCGACUAUACAUAGUACUCGUCAGCUUGCACGGGCUCGUACGCGGCGAGAACAUGGAGUUAGGGCGGGACUCCGACACCGGGGGACAGGUGAAAUAUGUGGUUGAGCUAGCCCGAGCACUCGCGGCGACGAAGGGGGUCUACCGCGUGGACCUGUUAACUCGCCAAAUCUCAUCACCCGACGUCGACUGGACCUACGGUGAGCCCGUUGAGAUGCUGAGCCGACCGUCUGAUUCGGAUGCCACUGCAAAUGGCGACGGCUGUGGGGCCUACAUAGUUCGACUUCCGUGCGGGCCAAAAGAUAGGUACAUAGCAAAGGAAUCCUUAUGGCCCCACAUCCCGGAGUUCGUGGACCGGGCCCUGGCCCACAUAGCGAACGUGGCGCGGGCCCUCGGCGAGCAACCGGCCGACGAGGGCCCGGCCCAGCUGGUGUGGCCGUACGCGAUCCACGGCCACUAUGCCGACGGGGCGGAGGCGGCGGCCCGGCUGGCCGGCGCCCUAAACGCACCGGCGGUCGUGACGGGCCACUCGUUGGGCCGAAACAAGCUGGACCAGCUCCUCAAAAUGGGCCUGAUGGGCCGGGCCGAGAUCGACGCGACCUACCGGAUCGCACGGCGGAUCGAGGCCGAGGAGGCCGGGCUCGACGCGGCCCAGAUCGUGGUGACCAGCACCCGGCAGGAGGUCGAGGAGCAGUGGGGCCUCUACGACGGCUUCGACCUCCGCCUCGAGCGCAAGCUCCGCGUCAGGAGGCGGCGGGGGGUCAGCUGUCUCGGCCGCUACAUGCCCCGCAUGGUGGUGAUUCCCCCAGGGAUGGACUUUAGUAAUGUGACCACACAGGAGUUAGUAAUAGAAGGGGAUGGUGAUCUCCACACACUCAUAAACUCUGAUAAAAUCACUGCUCAAGCAAAAAGAGAUCUCCCUCAAAUGAUAAUGCGGUUUUUUACGAACCCUCACAAGCCGAUGAUCCUCGCGCUCUCGCGACCGGACCCGAAGAAGAACGUAGUGACCCUGCUGAAGGCGUUCGGGGAAUGCCGACCCCUUCGCGAGCUCGCCAAUUUGAGCCUAAUAUUAGGUAAUAGGGAGGACAUAGAGGAGAUGAGCGAGAACGGUGCGACGGUUCUCACAACGGUGCUCAAGCUCAUCGACAGGUACGAUCUCUACGGACACGUGGCGUAUCCUAAGCACCACACCCAGUUGGACGUCCCCCGUAUUUACCGCCUUGCAGCAAAAACGAAGGGAGUUUUCAUCAAUCCGGCUCUUGUAGAACCUUUCGGUCUCACUCUCAUUGAGGCUGCUGCUUAUGGUUUACCAGUAGUUGCAACAAAGAAUGGAGGUCCUGUGGACAUUCUCAAGGCGCUGAACAACGGACUGCUUGUCGACCCCCACGACCCCGGCGCCAUCGCCGACGCGCUCCUCAAACUCCUCGCCGACAAGUCGCUCUGGCUCGACUGCCGCCGCAGCGGCCUCCGCAACAUCCGCCGCUUCUCGUGGCCUCACCACUGCCGCCUCUACCUCUCCCACCUCGCGCUCCACUGCCCACCCUCGGCCCCCCUCGGCGCACCCCCGCCGCGUGCUCCCCCCUUCGACGAUGACGAGCCCCUCACCGACUCCCUCCGCGCCCUUGACUCCAUCCGCUUCUCCGUGGACGGCCCCGAUCUCACCCAUUCUAUGAACGGCACGCACGCAGCCGCCGACGCCAUCCUUGACGCGCUCCGACGCCACCGCGGGCAUGCUGUGGCGAACCGCACUGCAGUGUUCUCCCCCGGGAGGAGGCAGCUGCUCCUUGUGAUUGCCGCGGACUGCUACGGCGAGAGCGGCCACCUGGUGAUUGACAACUUGAAGGAAAUCAUUGAACAGGUGAUGGACAUCGGCAGUGGAGCUGGCGGGCGGGUCGGGUACGUGUUCUCGAGCGGCUCCACGCUGGCAGAGGUUGCGGAUGCGAUGAGAUGCUGCGACGUGGAUCCGAAGGUGUUCGACGCAUUAAUAUGUAGCAGCGGGGCCGAGCUGUGCUACCCAUGGAGGGACAUGGCGGCCGACGCGGCCUACGGAUCGCACGUGGAGUUCCGGUGGCCCGCGGAGCAUGUCAAAUCCGCCGUGCCGCGGCUCGCCAAGUUGGAGGGGGCCGAGGAGGAGGAUAUGAUCGUCGACGAGGCAGCUUCUUCGGUUCAUUGCUAUGCUUACUCUGUCAAGCCAGGAGCUAAAGUUCGAAAGGUUGAUGGUAUUCGACAAAGGCUUCGAAUGCGUGGCUUCCGAUGCAACCUUGUAUACACACAAGCAUGCUCACGCUUGAACGUUGUUCCUCUUUUUGCUUCACGGCCGUGUGCAUUGAGGUAUCUAUCCAUACAAUGGGGAAUUGACCUUUCAAAAGUAGUAGUGUAUGCGGGAGAGAAAGGAGACACAGAUCAUGAAAGGCUCUUACCUGGUCUCCAUAAGACCAUAAUUUUCCGAGGUUUGGUCUCCCAUGGAAGUGAGAGGCUUCUACGAGACGACGACGGGUAUAAGAUGGAGGAUGUGGCGCCACUUGACAGCCCCAACAUCAUCUUUCUCAACGAGAAUAGUAAAAUUCCGGAUAUUAUGAACAUGUAAAAUUAUUACGAAAAAAACUAAAUUGCAAGGGGAAUUUCAUUCUCCAUUAUAGGAACCAAGAUUGGUUAAAUUAGAAAUACAUAUUACUAAAGCGAAAAAAUACAAGAGUUCCCUCUGUAAGUGUAAAUAAAUUGAGAUUUAUCUCUCUUUUUACUUGUUAUAUCCAAUGUCGGAAGUGUUAAAUAAUGAACAGAAGAGUUAUAUAGAUGUAUUAUGCUUACAUUUCUCCCUCUAAGAUCGUAAAAAUGUUAUAA
Ananas comosus (pineapple) is the source of this 3518-nucleotide messenger RNA. RefSeq names its product probable sucrose-phosphate synthase 5. Gene Ontology annotation, biological process: sucrose metabolic process. Gene Ontology annotation, molecular function: sucrose-phosphate synthase activity. Lineage: Eukaryota; Viridiplantae; Streptophyta; Magnoliopsida; Poales; Bromeliaceae. The record is from RefSeq and is a predicted model, not a curated record.